Messenger RNA from Penicillium chermesinum, 1020 nucleotides. RefSeq names its product sugar phosphate isomerase/epimerase family protein. The record is from RefSeq and is a predicted model, not a curated record. Bases 1 to 1020 code for a protein of 339 amino acids. NCBI's taxonomy places the organism in Eukaryota, Fungi, Ascomycota, Eurotiomycetes, Eurotiales, Aspergillaceae. The transcript has a single exon.
AUGAAUUACCGACCGGCUAUCAUGAGCGCGUCCCUGGGACGUGCCUGGAUGCAUAACCUCGACUACAAGCUUGAACAAGCAUCAAAGGCCGGAUUUCAAGGAAUCGAGAUCUUCUACGAAGACUUGGAUUAUGCAGCUCGGAAGAUCGCCGGAAAGGACAAUCCGGAUUCCGAUGUCAUCCUCAAGGCCGCAGAGCAUGUCUAUGCUGUAUGCCAGGUGCAAGGCCUCGAAAUCAUCGGCCUCCAGCCCUUUCUUUUCUACGAUGGACUCAAAGACCGCGAUCAGCACGUAAGAUUGGUCGAGAAAAUGAAGCUAUGGUUCAAGAUUGCCAAGGCUCUUAAAACAACCACCAUCCAGAUCCCUGCAAACUUCCUGCCAGCAGAAGAAUUGACAGACGACUUCGAUAUGAUCGCCAGGGACCUCCGCGAACUAGCCGACAUGGGGGCCGCAGAAGAUCCUCCAAUUAAAUUUGCGUACGAGAAUUUAUGCUGGAGCACAUAUGUGGAUACGUGGGAGAAGCUCUGGGAUGUCGUCAAGCGAGUAGACCGGCCUAAUUUCGGAGUAUGUCUCGACACGUUCAACAUUGCUGGCCGAGUAUGGGCGGAUCCGGCCUCGCCAACAGGAAAGACGCCAAACGCCGAUCUGGACCUCAAGCAAUCCCUCGAAAGAUUGGUUAGAGAAAUCGAUGUGUCGAAAGUGUUCUACAUCCAAGUUGUGGACGCAGAACGUAUGCAGUCGCCCUUGGUCUCUGGGCAUGCGUUCCACGUGGACGGACAGCCUGCGCGGAUGAGUUGGUCACGGAAUGCGAGGCUGUUCAUGUAUGAGGAGAGCCGGGGUGCCUAUUUGCCAGCCGAGGAUGUGGCCAGGGCUAUUAUCGAAGGAUUGGGCUACAAAGGCUACGUCUCCAUGGAGCUGUUCUCCCGGACAAUGUCGGAGCCAGGUCCGCAUGUACCGGAGGAACACGCGGCACGAGGCAUAGCAGCUUGGAAAACAUUUCAGCGGAAGCUGCAGCUUAGUUAA